AUGAACCCCAGUGGCCACGCUUCUCCUUCGGCCAUAUACGCAGUUAUCUUCACCUUCACCGCGCUAGCGAUCUUAGCGGUGGCUCUGCGAAUAUAUACUCGUCGGGUCAUACUUCGCAAGCUCGAACAAGAUGACGUCCUCAUGUUUGUGGCAUUGCUCUGCGCGUGCUGUUUCACUAUCGCAAGAGGAUUUCCGCUUAUCCUUGCUUCUUCAGCGUACUACGGACUAGGCCACCGUCUCGUCGAACUUAGCGAAUUUCAACAGACUGAAUCACUGCGUUGGCUAUGGAUUUCUAUCAUCUUCUACCACAUUGGACUCCCCGCGGCGAAGCUCUCGAUCAUAUCGCAAUGCAUCCAAGUCUUUGGCAGCAUCCGCACCUUCAAGAUCUCAGCCCGGAUCGUUGCGACGGUCGUGCUGGUAUACACCGUCUUCACAAUUCUCAUCACCAUUUUCCUGUGCUGGCCGGUCGACUUCUUCUGGCAACGUAACCAACCUGGUCGCUGCCUGCCGAGAGUACCCAUAUGGUUCUUCAACUCGGCCUUUGGGGCCGCCACCGAUGUAGCUGUUGCGAUACUGCCCCUUCCGGUCGUGAACAGACUGAUUGUACCGAAACGACAAAGGUAUCUAUUGAUGGUUGUGUUCGCAUUGGGCGGUGCAGUAUGCAUUGUCACGGUGAUUCGUUUCUACAGUCUCUAUGCAGUCACGACUUCGGACGAUUACACCUGGGAGAACCCACAGGCAGCACUAUAUUCGAACAUUGAACUUUCCGUGAGCAUCAUAGGAGGCUGUCUCCCCACUUACAACGCGUUUGUCGCAAAGUACUUUCCCCGAUUAUACAAUGCAUAUGCAGGACCUCGAGGUGACCCGUUUGGCGACAUCAAACUCAGCUUUCCCCAGCAAAGCCAGAAAAGCGUGUCCAGCUGCGUGGAGACCAUGUCAACAGUCGAGUCAGGCAAGACAGCGCUGGAUAAUGGGUGCCAAGGCUCAUACCCCGAUUCCAAAACGAUGACCACCACGCUCUCUACCGUGCCCACAGUAUCCACAAUAAGGGCAUCAUGA
Molecule: messenger RNA, 1059 nt
Organism: Sphaerulina musiva SO2202
Lineage: Eukaryota; Fungi; Ascomycota; Dothideomycetes; Mycosphaerellales; Mycosphaerellaceae
Exons: 4
Coding region: 1-1059 (352 amino acids)
Source: RefSeq, a predicted model, not a curated record